Tuber melanosporum (Perigord truffle) is the source of this 1212-nucleotide messenger RNA. RefSeq lists its product as uncharacterized. Lineage: Eukaryota; Fungi; Ascomycota; Pezizomycetes; Pezizales; Tuberaceae. The record is from RefSeq and is a predicted model, not a curated record. The transcript is spliced from 3 exons. Bases 42 to 875 code for a protein of 277 amino acids.
AUUCAACGCACAACAAAUUAUCACCACAUUCAACAGCAGCCAUGGGUGGAACAGUUGGCCCAUCAAUUCCCCCUCAUAUCCUUGCGAAGAGAAAACUAGACAAAGAGGAGAAUGCCGCAGCAACAUCAAAAAUCGGACUGUCGGCACCAGACGAUCUGGACAUAAAAAAGAGAAGGACAGUAGGCCCUGCGCCGCCUCCGCUCAAUGAACAGCCAAAUUCUGGAUCCGAGGACGGUGAUGACGAGACUAUCAGUGAUGAUGAUAUAGGGCCGGCCCUACCUCCAAGCUCUGCGUCAGCUGAAGAGGUAGAAUUGGCAGCGCGGAGACGGCUGGCACAGUUUGCAGAAACAAAGUUUCAAAAUUCCGACGGCGGAAAGGCGAAACGUGACGAAUGGAUGUUGGUUCCACCAAAGUCGGAGGAUUGGACAACAAAAGUCGAUCCAACCAAGCUACGAAACCGAAAGUUUCAGACGGGAAAGGGGUCUAAAGCCCCCCAGAAGCCAGGGGGAGACAAUACACUGUGGACGGAAUCACCUGAGGAGAAACGCAAGCGAUUAAACGAUGAAGUGAUGGGUAUCAAGAAACCAGCAACACAAACACAGGAAAAAGAAGGAAAGCAUGGUGUCAGUGCUGCCGAGGCCGAAGAGACGGCCCGGAGAAUUCGCGAAUACAAUGAGAAAAAUCGCUCUCAAUCGCUUUACGAGGAGCAUAAGAAACUGGGGCCUCGAGAAAAGGAGGACGAUCCUGGUGCUCGCGCGUUUGAUCGCGAGAAGGAUAUCGCCGGGGGUCGUAGAAUUGGUCACGCGCAAAAGAAGGAGAUGCUGAACAGAGCCGCCGAAUUUGGAUCACGGUUCUCUUCGGGAAGCUACCUGUGAUGUGAGUUCAGAGAUCGGGAUACGCGCCAACUAUCUCAUCGCACUUCUUUCUUUCUCUUUCAAAAAGCAUGCUGAGUACCGGUAACCGUACCGAUACGGUAGUCUGUGGCCCUCUUUUUUUUUUGGCAACUUUUCUCGUGUACGAGUAUGAUCCAUGAUUCGCACUGAAACCAGAAAUGUCAUGUCAUGCUAUGCUCAGGAACGCAGUCUCGACAAGUGGUAGACUAACUUAUAAUAGACUCAAGGCAACAGUUGACCUUGAAGUCUUGGCCCGGGCACUGCAGGUUCUGCACUUGGCGCAAUAAACUAUGAUCUAAUACCGGUACCGGUGCUCGGA